Messenger RNA from Cucumis sativus (cucumber), 867 nucleotides. Its product is annotated as thebaine synthase 2. Gene Ontology annotation, biological process: defense response. NCBI's taxonomy places the organism in Eukaryota, Viridiplantae, Streptophyta, Magnoliopsida, Cucurbitales, Cucurbitaceae. The record is from RefSeq and is a predicted model, not a curated record. The transcript has 2 exons. The coding region runs from base 9 to 491 and encodes 160 amino acids.
ACAAGAAAAUGAGCCAAAGUGAUAGCAUUUGGGUAAAAGUUCACCUAAAAUCUUCCAUCGAGAAGUUCUAUGGGUUCUUCAGGAACCAUAUGGAGGAUUUGGUCAAUAUGUUUCCUGAGCAAUUUAAGAGCUUCGCAUUUGUUGAAGGUCAAAGUUUAUCUGCUGAUACUGUUGUACAGUUGGAAUACAACCUUGGAAGUCAUCAAUUAUUAACAGCAAACAUAAAGCUAAAAGUGGUGGAUGAUAUGAAGAAAUACAUAAUUUAUGAGGCUGUUGAAGGAGAUGUGCUAAAGAAUUACAAAGUGUUCACUACGAGACUUGAAGUUGUUAAUGGAAGCUUAAGCAAAGUUGGAGGAGGAAGCUUUGCAAAAUGGACUAUUGAUUUUGUGAAGGCAAAUGAAAAUGUGCCUUCACCUGAAAACUACUUGGAAAUGUUUAUCAACAUGUCCAAAGGUGUUGAUGCUUAUUUUUCCAAGAACCAAAAGCCCUAAAUUACUCAAGCUGUGUAACCUAAAGUUUGGAGACUUUCUACUUGGCUUGUUCUUAAAAUAAGAAAAUGGAUGCAAUCACUACUACAAAAAUUGAAUUACUUGACAUUAAUACAGUGUCAUGUAAAUCUAUACUUGACGUUUUAAAAAGCGUCAAGUAAUCGACUGUCAAGUAUAGUUCUAUUACUUGACACUAAAAAAACGUCAAGUACUCUAUUGCUUGACAUCAUUUUUGUGUCAAGUAAGAUAGUAUACUUGACAAUAUUUACACGUCGAGUAAAUUAUAUACUUGACUCUAUUUACCUGUCAAGUGAGAUAGUAUACUUGACACUAUUUACAAGUCGAGUAAGAUAUAUAUUUGACUCUAUUUACCUGUCAA